CGGUGAGGAGGGGCUGUGUCAGUCCGCGGGAGGCGGUGGCGGGAGCAGGAGGAGGGGCGCCGUCACUCGGAGACCGGAGACUGUAGAAGGCACAAACACUCCGAAACAGCCGAGCCCAGGGACGAGGUCAUUUUUCUUACAACCCCCCCCCCCCCCCCCCGACCUCUCUCUUUUCCCCAAACCUCCCCUCCUCCUCCAGCAAGAACAACAAAACCCCGCGGGGAGCUCCUGCGAGUGAAGGCCCGAGGCGGAGCAGCGAGCGUCGAGUGAAGGGGAGAGAGAGAGACAGAGGCCGAGAGGCGGCGGCGGCGGCUGGGAUGAAGUUCCAAUACAAGGAGGAGCAUCUGUUCGAGAAGCGGCGGUCCGAGGGCGAGAAGAUCCGCAAGAAAUACCCGGACCGGGUCCCGGUGAUCGUGGAGAAGGCACCAAAGGCCAGGAUAGGGGACCUUGACAAGAAGAAGUACCUUGUACCAUCUGACCUGACAGUUGGACAGUUCUACUUCCUGAUUCGAAAACGCAUUCACCUGAGAGCUGAGGAUGCCCUCUUCUUCUUUGUAAACAAUGUCAUUCCACCGACCAGUGCAACCAUGGGUCAGCUUUACCAGGAGCAUCACGAAGAGGACUUCUUUUUGUACAUCGCCUACAGUGAUGAGAGUGUCUACGGAAUCUAAUGUCUGCUUUGCUGCUGAUGGCUUCAGAGGCUUUGGUGUUCUCUGGCUCUGCACUUCCUGGUGUGUUCUAUAAAUGCUGAUCAUUUUUGUGUUUCUGUCAUAACCUGGAUAAAUGGAGAUGGGGGGUGGGGGGAAGGAAUUGUGGGUUGGGGGCGGGUUGGGGGCAGCAGGAGAUGAAGUAGUCCUUUUUAAAUGACCUGUUCUGAUGUGUCAGUUUCUGAGCUCUUACUGUUAUGGUUCCUGCAGUCCUGCUUCUGGCUGUUUUGAUUCCCUUUAAUUUUGCCGGGUUGAAGGGGGGGAGGGGGGUUGGUGGUUUGUGGGGGUUAAUUUUUCUCCCUGUAUUUUUCGUUCACCCUUAAUGUCAACUCAAAGCUGAUUGGAUGAGUCUUUCGCCAACUGUGCCGUAUAGCUGCCAAAGGACACACCUUAUGUACCGUGGAAGCUAAUAAUAAAACGCCAGUACACAGUG
Messenger RNA from Rhincodon typus (whale shark), 1140 nucleotides. RefSeq names its product gamma-aminobutyric acid receptor-associated protein. Gene Ontology annotation, biological process: macroautophagy; autophagy of mitochondrion; autophagosome assembly. Gene Ontology annotation, molecular function: ubiquitin protein ligase binding; GABA receptor binding. The transcript has 4 exons. The record is from RefSeq and is a predicted model, not a curated record. Gene Ontology annotation, cellular component: autophagosome; autophagosome membrane; cytosol. Bases 318 to 671 code for a protein of 117 amino acids. NCBI's taxonomy places the organism in Eukaryota, Metazoa, Chordata, Chondrichthyes, Orectolobiformes, Rhincodontidae.